CUCAAGCUUUAAACAUCGUGCUGAAAACGAUCGCAAAAACAAAAUCGGGAAAAAAACAAGAAUACGUCUAAACAAAAAUUCUUUUUUUUUAAGAUAAAAGUGUUAAAAUUAAACUAAAUAUUAUAAGAAAAAAAUUUUAAAUAAAUUAUGGUCAUGGAAAUGUCCAAAACCUAUCAGUAUCGCAAGGUAAUGAAACCUUUGCUUGAAAGAAAAAGACGCGCCCGCAUCAACAAGUGUUUGGACGAUCUUAAGGAUUUAAUGGUGGAAUGUUUAACCCAAGAGGGUGAACAUGUUACGCGUUUGGAGAAAGCCGAUAUAUUGGAAUUAACUGUGGAACACAUGCGCAAAUUGAAACAGCGCGGUAAUUUGGCUUUACGUACCACUACUCUCAAUGCCCAUGUUGAAUCCUUUCGUUCGGGUUAUGUGCAUGCUGCCGAUCAAAUUUCUCAAGUAUUGCUGCAGCAAUACAUUGACGAUGAGGUGAAGGGCAAAUUAAUGAAAUUCUUAUCCUCGCGCCUUAUGGAUAUGCAACACAAUGUUUUAAUACAUUCCAGUACCAAUACUUCCUCCUCCUCGCCAGCCAUGCAAAAGACAUUUUUCGAUAAUGUCAUUUUCAGAGAUCAAACCAAAUCUUUAGGAUCUACAAUAGCAACAACAUCACCUCAUUACAAUCACACAACAGCUAAGACAAACCAACUAAUGGAUAAUAACAUCACAGAUGAUUUGAAGGAAAAUGAUAUGAUUGAUAUUAUCACAGUGGAUAACAAUUCCAUGGAUACCAAUUCAGUAUUAUCUAGCGAUUCCAGCAAUUCCGAAACCGUUUGGCGACCUUGGCAAAAAGAAUCUACGGAAAUGUGCAAAAUCUAAAUUGCAACUCUUACUGUUUCCUGUCAUCUGACUCCUUCCUUUAAAAUAUUAAAUAAUACUUAAAACUAAAUUAUCUAAAAACGAUAUCAAAUCGUAUGAAACAACAGAAUCUUUAGUCUUCCACCAUAAAUUAAAUAAUAAUAAUAAUAAUUGACACACUUGUUGGCACCAGUGAAGCUCUAUCCAUUGUGUAAAUAACUAAAUAUAUAAUUAUAUUAAAGCUGUGAUAUAUUUAAUUAAUUAAUAGUACUACUUAUUAGUAAAUUACUUGAAAGAUAUUUUAUUUAUUUGGAUUUUGCAAAACCAAAUCUUACUUGAAUUAUUAUUUAUAUAAU
Messenger RNA from Lucilia sericata (common green bottle fly), 1202 nucleotides. RefSeq names its product enhancer of split m3 protein (gene E(spl)m3-HLH). The record is from RefSeq and is a predicted model, not a curated record. NCBI's taxonomy places the organism in Eukaryota, Metazoa, Arthropoda, Insecta, Diptera, Calliphoridae. Gene Ontology annotation, cellular component: nucleus. Gene Ontology annotation, molecular function: protein dimerization activity; DNA-binding transcription factor activity, RNA polymerase II-specific; RNA polymerase II cis-regulatory region sequence-specific DNA binding. The transcript has a single exon. The coding region runs from base 148 to 867 and encodes 239 amino acids. Gene Ontology annotation, biological process: regulation of transcription by RNA polymerase II; anterior/posterior pattern specification; regulation of neurogenesis.